CUGUGAGCGGCAGCAGAGCGCCACAGAGCGUUCGCUCUACCGGAAACCACAGAAGAAGAAGAAGAAGAAGGAAGCACCUCCUAAACAAACCUGCUGCAUGCGGACGAACUGCAGAUCAAAUGUGUAAAGUUGUAGUUUAAAACGGUUCUUUUAAAGCGAAGAUGGACGACGAACACACGGCCGGGUUCAGGGAGCCCUGUGCUCAGUGCUCAGCGGUGGAUUGGGGAGUUUCAGACGAGGGUCGUUUCUACUGCAGAUCCUGCCACAACGUCAUCGAGAGAACCAGAGAGGUGGUGGACCUGACCUUCACUCCCGGCUCUACCAGGAUCUCCACCAUCUCCAGAGGAACCAGAAACAAGAGGCCCGAGCGCGGGCGUCAGUGGAUGAUCUGUGAAGGUUUCCAGUUCAUCCUGAGGAACCAGGCCAACGCUCUGCUCAGACUGGGAGUCUCUCCACACUUUAAGGACGAGGUGUUGUAUCCGCUGUGGAGACUUUACCUGCAGAAGAGUCGACAGGCCUACACCAACAACCCAGUGAGGAGCUCCAAGUUUAAAGUGCGAGGCCUGGACUCGGACUCGGACAGUGCGGCCGAGUCGUCCUUCGUGUCGGUCAGCGAGACGGACGGAGAGACGAACCCGCCCAGCACCGCCGGAUCUAACGCAGAGAGCUCCAGCGAUUGGUCGCAGUGUUCGGGCUCGGUGGACGUCGUCACCUACCUCUCGGCUCGGCUGAGGCGGAGUCGUGGUCUGAUGAGCAUGAAGAAGACUCUGGCUCUGAUCCACCUCGCCCUGGUCUGGAGCCGCGAGCCGCUUACGCUCAGCGACCUGCUCAGGCUGGCGAGCGAAGGCCACGUCCCGUACGUGAACGCCUACGAGGAACUCCCCGAAGAGAUGAGGCUCGACGGCAGAGACGCUCUCAUCUUCAAAGUCGAGACGAUCCCGUCCCACGGGGCGGUGCACAACGAGGCUCAGGCUCUGGUCCUGUACAUGCAGCUGCUGCUUUUUGCCUGCUCAGCCUGCUCCACUCAGCUGCGCCCACUCUACUCUGCUGCUGCCGCGGAUUUAUCCAGUGAAGCUGGUGUCCAGGACGACCCAGAGCACAUGUUCAGCCUGAGGAGGUGGUACAGACUGACGCAGGCUGCUCUGAUCAAAGCUCAGCGGAGGAGGGAGCACGACAUCGGCAGGAAACAGUGGAAGGCAAAGAAACCUCUUUACCCGAGCAGGAAGUUGAAAUGCGUCAUGAUGAAAAAGAAAAGUACGGCAGAGCAGGUCCAGAUGUGUUUUGAGAAGCUGUCCGCUCGUCCGGCGGGCGUCCCGCGCCGCGAUCCGUCCAGCUUCAGGUUCUGUUGGGGGGACGAGGACGGAGCGGACGGUCCCAGUCUGCACCGCAAGAAGCUGGACGGAGUCUUGACCCUGAAACGCAACGUCCUGACUCCGUCCAACUCCACAUACUGGCACCCGGCGCUCAGACCCUGCGACCCCCGGAAGUGCAGGACUCAUUACUCGGAGGUGGAGGCGACAUUGCCCCGGUCCUUCGUCUGGCUGCUGCAGCUCUUCUCCUUCCUGCUGGAGGUGAAGCCGACCUACCUGUACGAGGAGGUGCUGAGGGUGGAGAGACGGGUCUUCAGCAGCACGACGCCCCGGAACGGACACCCGAAAAGGAAGGGGAGGCCCGGGACCAGGACCGGGACCGGGACGCCAAAGAGACGACGAGAAACCAGAGAAGCGAGAUGAAAAACCUUCAAGCAACUUCAGAACAAAGAAACAAAAAUCACCAGCAGCCGUUGUCGUAAAUCCAAGAUCUGAGAUUCUCCUGCCGAGCACUGACACGGAUCAACCUGCUGUCAGAGAAUCGGACCGCAACUCGACGUGGACACUGGGUGAAGUCUUUAGUGAAGGUAACAGUGAAGUGUCCCUGUGUUACUGAUCCUUUAUCUCUUGUUUCGUGUGAAAAAUAAAAUCCCUUUUGAGUAUUUUUA
Molecule: messenger RNA, 1978 nt
Organism: Xiphias gladius (swordfish)
Lineage: Eukaryota; Metazoa; Chordata; Actinopteri; Istiophoriformes; Xiphiidae
Gene: taf1b
Product: TATA box binding protein (Tbp)-associated factor, RNA polymerase I, B
Exons: 14
Coding region: 162-1733 (523 amino acids)
Biological process (GO): nucleolar large rRNA transcription by RNA polymerase I; RNA polymerase I preinitiation complex assembly
Cellular component (GO): RNA polymerase I core factor complex; RNA polymerase transcription factor SL1 complex
Molecular function (GO): RNA polymerase I core promoter sequence-specific DNA binding
Source: RefSeq, a predicted model, not a curated record